Messenger RNA from Rhinopithecus roxellana (golden snub-nosed monkey), 258 nucleotides. Its product is annotated as 60S ribosomal protein L37a-like. Gene Ontology annotation, cellular component: ribosome. The record is from RefSeq and is a predicted model, not a curated record. Gene Ontology annotation, biological process: translation. Gene Ontology annotation, molecular function: structural constituent of ribosome. The transcript has a single exon. The coding region runs from base 1 to 258 and encodes 85 amino acids. NCBI's taxonomy places the organism in Eukaryota, Metazoa, Chordata, Mammalia, Primates, Cercopithecidae.
AUGAUUAAAACUAAUAAGAAAGUCAGAAUUAUCAAUAAAUACAGGACGCACUAUGGUACCUCCCUCCAGAAAAUAGUGAAGAAAAUUUUAAUUUACCAGCAUGCCAAGGACACUUGCUCCUUCUGUGGCAAAAUCAAGAUAAAUAGACAAGCUGUGGGAACCUGGCACUGUGGUUCCUGCAUGGAAAUGGUAGCUGGUGGUGCCUGGACCUGUAACACCACUUCUACCGUCAUGGUAAAGUUACCAUCAGAAUACUGA